UUAAUGCAAAGUUGACCUUCUGAAGAUGAUAGCAGGCAAACAUCUCUCAGGAGCCGAGAUGACCAGAAUGUGCUUAAUCUUUGUGGUGCUGAGUAACGGGGCGACGGUCCAGGCACAGUUUAAUGGAUACAACUGUGACGCCAACUACCACAGCAGGUUUCCUGGAGACCGGGACAUUAAUGUGUACUGUGGGGUCCAGACAAUCACCUUGAAGCUCAACUUCUGCCCCGUGCUUUUCUCCGGCUACACAGAUGCCGACCUGGCCCUGAACGGUCACCACGGCGACGCACAUUGUCACGGCUUCAUUAACAACAACACUUUCCCCACAGCAGUUCUGUUCAGCAUCAGUCUCAGCACCCUGGAGGCUUGCGGCAACAGCCUGCUGGUCAGCACAGCCUACGGGGCCAAUGCCUACGGGAACCUGUCUCUGGUCCAAAUCGGGACGAUCUCAGGUUACAUCGACACCCCCGACCCACCGACCAUAAUCAGCUACCUGCCGGGUUUGUUGUACAAAUUCAGCUGCAGCUACCCGCUGGAGUACCUGGUCAAUAACUCACAGCUUGCAUCCUCCUCUGCUGCUGUGUCUGUCAAGGACGGAAACGGAACAUUUGUGAGCACGUUGAAUAUGAUCUUAUUCAAUGACUCCACAUUCAGUCAUCCUCUCUCCAUUCCGAUGGCUGGACUUGACCUGAAGACCCGGGUUUUUGCAGCCGUGAAGGCCACAAACUUAGACAAACGGUGGAACAUCUUGAUGAACUACUGUUACACAACGCCCUCAGGGAAUCCCAAUGACCAACUGCGCUACGACCUUUUCUUCGGCUGUCACAAAGACCCCCAGACCACCGUUUUUGAGAAUGGCAACAGUCAGACGGGCCGGUUUGCCUUCGAGGUUUUUCGCUUUGUUAAACACAGACACCAGAAGAUGUCGACGGUGUUUCUGCACUGCGUCACAAAGCUCUGCAGGGCGGACGACUGCAUCAUGCUCAUUCCAAUCUGUGGGCAUCGACGCCGGCGGGAUGGAAAGGAGAGUCACGAAUUCCCACCUGCAGCAUCUGGAAACUCCAUCAUCUCAGCUGGACCGAUCAUCACCAGGAGCGAAGAAACUCCUGUCAACAGCUCACAACUCGCUCCAGGUGAGACCUCACAGCCAAUGAAUGCAGUCACUAGCGCUCUACUCUCAGGCGUGGUCAUCCUGGGCGGAGUCAGCGUGGGCUUCUUCCUGCUUUCCCUCCACCUCCUGCAGAAAUCCCGCCUCCCUACACCUACAUCUUCAGGUGUUUGGAACCCGAACUUCAAAUGAACAAAUGUUUUUAG
Molecule: messenger RNA, 1314 nt
Organism: Thalassophryne amazonica
Lineage: Eukaryota; Metazoa; Chordata; Actinopteri; Batrachoidiformes; Batrachoididae
Product: zona pellucida-like domain-containing protein 1
Exons: 10
Coding region: 26-1300 (424 amino acids)
Cellular component (GO): cell surface
Source: RefSeq, a predicted model, not a curated record